AUGGCUGCCGAGCUCGAGCUCGAGCGGCUGGACGGCCUCGAGAUUGCAAAGGAGCUGGACGUGGAGGGGCAUGGGAUCCCAGCGACAGUGACCAACACUACCUACAUGGGCAUGAAUGCCCUCCACGCCGCCGGUGGACUCGGCAGGCCGCCAGUCUACCGGUACCUCGUCGAGGAGGUCAAGAUGGACAUCCACAAGCCUGACACCCUUGUUGAUUUUACGCCCGUGGAGCAUGCUGUCAAACAUGGCCACCUCCCUGCCAUCAAGUACCUUCUUGACCAUGGUGCUGAUCUGCAUCUGCAACGCGGAGAUAGCACUCUUCUUCAUUCAGCUGCAUCUCGUGGGCAAUCUGAAAUAGUAAAGUUUCUCCUUUCUAAAGGAGCUGAUGUUGAUGCAAUGUCAGAUCUUGGGACACCACUCCUUCUUGCUGCUCUUAAAGGACAUCCUAGUACUCUCAAGAUCCUUUUGCAGCACGGUGCAGAUCCCAACAAGGUUGCUGGUCUGUUUGGAAUUAUAGACGUGGCAUUACACAAAUCUUAUGUGUCCUGUGUGAAGCUAUUGAUUCAGGGUGGAGCUAAUGUGAGCGGUAUUAAUCAUUUGGCAAAGGCUGCAGAGAAGGGCUUAACUGAAGCUAUUAAGUGCUUGUUGGAAGCUGGUGCAAACCCAAAUGUUGUUGACAGGUUUGGUAGAUUGCCAAUAGAGUUGGCUGUUGAGUAUGGUACACGGGAAGAUGUCGAGAUUCUCUUUCCUUUCACCUCUCCCAUUUCAACUGUGGCCCAUUGGAGCGUUGAUGGAAUCAUUAGUCAUGUGCAGAUGGAAAUCAAGCAACUUGAGGAUGAUAAUUUUGUGGAGAAGAGGAUCUCUGACCUAAAGCAACAAGCAGCUGAAGCAUUUAAGAAGCAGGAUUACCUAAAUGCAUCAGUGUUCUACACACAGGCACUGAAGAUGGAUAACUUUGACGCAAAGUUGUUAUCAAACAGGAGCCUCUGCUGGCUUCGAAUGGGUGAUGGAGAAAGGUCUUAUGAUGAUGCAACUGAAUGCAAAAAGCUGCAGCCAAUGUGGGCAAAGGCGUACUAUCGGCAAGGAGCAGCUCAAAUUUUAAUGGAGGAUUAUGAUGAUGCUUAUCACUCACUCUUGCGUGCUUUGGAGUUGGACCCGGGAAGUCAAGAGAUUGCGAAAUUACUCUUGGAGACUAUUGAGGUGGAACUGGUAUGAUCAACCCCGCAUGCAUCUGCGGAGAGAAGCUCCUUUUUUUGUGGGUGUGUGUUCUCGGAUUAAAACCCUGAACUUCAAAUUAUGGCGCCUUUCUGUACGUGAUCUGUGGAUUGUAGCAGCAGCUUAGAGCAGAACAUCUUACUGGCUACCUAUUUUGAGUUCUCUGAAACUCGCAUCCUGUUAGUAUGGAAGUGUGACAGUGGAU
Molecule: messenger RNA, 1420 nt
Organism: Triticum urartu
Lineage: Eukaryota; Viridiplantae; Streptophyta; Magnoliopsida; Poales; Poaceae
Source: RefSeq, a predicted model, not a curated record